CGCAGGCGCAGAUGUGUGUGGCGGGUCAGCUGAUCCGCGGUGCGGUCUCUCGGUUUCAGGCCGCUCGCUUGGCCCUGUGAGCCGCAGCAGCCAUGGCUAGCCAGUCGCAAGGAAUCCAGCAGCUGCUGCAGGCCGAGAAGCGGGCCGCGGAGAAGGUGUCCGAGGCCCGCAAGCGAAAGAACCGGAGACUGAAGCAGGCCAAAGAAGAAGCUCAGGCUGAGAUUGAGCAGUACCGCCUGCAGAGGGAGAAAGAGUUCAAGGCCAAGGAAGCUGCGGCCUUAGGAUCCCGUGGCAGCUGCAGCAGUGAAGUGGAGAAGGAGACCCAGGAGAAGAUGGCCAUUCUGCAGACCUACUUCCGGCAGAACAGGGAAGAGGUCCUGGAUAACCUCUUGGCCUUUGUCUGCGACAUCCGGCCAGAAAUCCAUGAAAACUACCGCAUAAAUGGAUAGAAGAAAGAAGCACCUGUUGUGUGGAUUGGCAUUGUAGAUGCUCUUGUGGAAUAUGAAGCUUUAGCAAAGUUGGUUUCUAUUCUUAUGAAAUGCAUUAAAUUAUUUCUUAAAUUGUA
Messenger RNA from Chinchilla lanigera (long-tailed chinchilla), 565 nucleotides. RefSeq names its product ATPase, H+ transporting, lysosomal 13kDa, V1 subunit G1 (gene Atp6v1g1). Gene Ontology annotation, molecular function: proton-transporting ATPase activity, rotational mechanism. The record is from RefSeq and is a predicted model, not a curated record. Bases 93 to 449 code for a protein of 118 amino acids. NCBI's taxonomy places the organism in Eukaryota, Metazoa, Chordata, Mammalia, Rodentia, Chinchillidae. Gene Ontology annotation, cellular component: vacuolar proton-transporting V-type ATPase complex. Gene Ontology annotation, biological process: proton transmembrane transport. The transcript is spliced from 3 exons.